ACAACUUGCACUUAGUACGAAUAGGGAAUACUAUUGUUGUGCGCAUGCGUGCCUUUUGACGAUUGGUCAGAUGCUGCGAUCCUGGGUCAGAAGAGGAAGAAACCCGUAAACGGGACCGUAGGAAAAUGCCGUUACUAAUUCAAAAUAAACGACUUGACUGCAUAACCUCGACGGCGGAACUGUUCGAAAAAUAUCCACAUUUACAGGAAAAUGCAAGGAAAUUUAGAUCCAUGCCACCUGUUUAUGUCGACCCAAAGGACCUCUUGUACAUCCAACAAAGAGAGUUUGCUGCAACAACACCAGCAGACAACAGCGUUUCAGUGAUUGGAUCUGAGGAUGCCACCACCUGCCAUUUGGUUGUGCUGCGACACACCGGAAGUGGAGCUGUUUGCCUCGCUCAUUGCGAUGGUUCCAGCACCUGGUCUGAAGUCCCGCUCCUUGUGAAAGCUGUGAUGUCACUGAGUGACAUCAGUAAGGAGGGCAGACUUGAGCUUCAUCUUGCUGGUGGAUUCAACGAUGAGUUAAAAAUAUCAGCUAAACUCAGCCAUGACAUACUAACAGCGUUCCAGAAAAUGAAAGAGGAUAUUCAUUUGGAAACAUGUUGCAUCACAGAAAUGAAUGACAUUGUUGUUGAUGAUGGAACUCAUCGGCCUAUAGUAUAUGGAAUAAGUGUAAAUGUCAGAACAGGGAAAGUGUUCCGUCCGACAUUCACUUAUAAAGGACCUGCAAAGGAGCUGCGAUCAGCAAGGACAUUCAAUAAGGGCCAGAUGGCCAACACGUAUGACUCAAGUCGAGGGCUUGUUCAAAUCGGGCCUUGCAAGUGGUCUGAAAAUCUGAUAACUGACAGUGGCUACUGGUUGCCACAAGAUGAUGACACAAUUCUAAAGACACUGUCUACCUCGCCGAAGGCCGAGCCGCCGAACUUCGUCCCUGACCUGAGAGCCACCUUCCAGUUCAUCUUAGAUCACCCCGACUGUGACAAGCUGUUCCCCGGGGGUCAGCCACAGUUCUACCAAAGGACCGCGAGUGGGGACUGGAAGAGUGCUGUCUAGUUGUCGA
Messenger RNA from Pungitius pungitius (ninespine stickleback), 1059 nucleotides. Its product is annotated as protein N-terminal asparagine amidohydrolase-like. Bases 126 to 1052 code for a protein of 308 amino acids. Gene Ontology annotation, molecular function: protein-N-terminal asparagine amidohydrolase activity. Lineage: Eukaryota; Metazoa; Chordata; Actinopteri; Perciformes; Gasterosteidae. The transcript is spliced from 10 exons. Gene Ontology annotation, cellular component: nucleus. Gene Ontology annotation, biological process: ubiquitin-dependent protein catabolic process. The record is from RefSeq and is a predicted model, not a curated record.